AUCUGGAGUACACCAAGACACCUGUUGCUUUCACUGCACGUUCACGUUGAACCGCCAUGUCACACUACUGUUCCAUCCACCUCUCAGCCGCUCUUGAAGAGCAGAACACAUUGUGAGUCUUCUCAGGAGCGAUGGACCUGGAGAAAGGAGGCGUCUUCAUCCUGCUGUGUCUCUACAUUCCAAGCCUGAGGCCUCUCAGUCUUGACGCGUCGACGUCCAUGCGAUGGUACCCCAAAACCCUCCCGUGUAACGUCAGCUUGGCCAGCAACGGCAGUGCGGUCAUGGUGGACUGCACCGAGAAAAGUCUCACAUCCAUCCCGAGUGGCAUCCCAGGGAACGCCACCAACCUCACACUCACUAUCAACCACAUUCCUGAGCUGAACGCCUCCUCCUUCCACGGUCUGGAGAACCUCACGGAGAUCGACAUGCGAUGCAACUGCGUGCCUAUGAAGAUUGGCCCCAAGGAUCGUGUGUGCACCAAGGGCCUGACCAUUAUGGAAGACACAUUCAGCGACCUGAAGAAGCUGCAAGCGCUAUACCUGGAUGGCAACCAGCUGGACGGCAUACCUAGGGGCCUGCCUCCAAACCUCCGCCUUCUGAGUCUUGAAGCUCGGCUUUGGUCACCUAUGACCGGUGCUCAACAAUUUGGGGAUGAGGGUGUGAGAGAGAUACAUUACUUCAGGUAUGAUGAGUAUGCACGUAGUUGCAAAUACAAAGAUAAAGAGCUUGGGGUUUUUAACUCCUUUGUCAAUGCACAGUGCAGUCAUUUUGGCAAGACCUUGGACGUAAGCAGGAACAAUAUAUUCUUCCUCCAUUCAAAAUUUUUAAAUCUUGGCGAUCUGAAAUGCCUUAAUCUAUCUGGAAACGCAAUGAGCCAAAGUUUAAAUGGCAGUGAAUUCACUUAUCUCAAAAAUUUAGAAUAUCUUGACUUCUCAGCGAACCGUCUGGACCUUCUUCAUCCCACUGCGUUUCAAGAGCUCCAAAAUCUGGUCAUCCUAGACAUAAGCCUCAACAAUCAUUACUUUGAAUCAGAGGGGUUGACCCACAUGCUUAACUUCACAGAAAAUCUACCCAAGCUAAAGAUACUUCUCAUGAAUCAUAACAAGAUUUCAACAUCUACUAACACAGAGAUGAGCAGUUACUCCCUGGAGAGACUGGAGUUCAUAGACAACCGUUUAGAUAUGCUUUGGAGAGAUGGCGAUACAAGGUACAUCGGAUAUUUCAAAAACCUUUUGAAUCUACGCAUUCUCGACAUUUCUGAGAACAACCUUAACUUCAUUCCCCGCGAGGUAUUCCAUAACCUGCCAGAAGGACUAUCCGAACUAUACAUUAGAAAAAAUAUCCUCACUAAAUUUUUCUGGGGAGAUAUAGACAAGUUGACUUUGUUGAAGAUUUUAGAUCUAAGUGGGAACCGUCUCACAAGAGUUCCCAUGGUGCUUUCAAACUGCACCAAAUCUCUCCAAAAACUGAUUUUAACCGGAAACCAGAUAGAAAAUCUCUCCCCUGAUUUCCUGAAGGAUGCGUUCAGCUUAAAGUAUCUGGAUCUCAGCUUCAACAAACUAAAAUACAUGGAACACUCCAGUCUCCCUGAUAACAUUGUAAAUAAUAUGGACAUGCUCCUCCUACACAACAACAUAUUCACCUGCACCUGCAACACCACUUGGUUCAUUGAGUGGCUCAACAGCAUCACAGUCACCAUCCCCCUUCUGGCCACAGACGUGACCUGCGACACCCCGGGGGCACAGCGAGGUCGCUUGGUCCUCACGGUGGACAUGCUGGCCUGCCAGUACUACCUGUCCCUUGUGCUCUACAUCCUGCUGACGUCCACGCUGCUCGUCUUCGUCACCCUAGCCAUCUCCAGUCACCUCUUCCUCUGGGACGUCUGGUACAUCUACCACUUCUGCAUGGCCAAACUCAGAGGCUACGGCCGCCAGCCCUCGUCGCAGAGCUGCCCGUACGACGCCUUCGUGGUGUACGAGAAGAAGGACCCGGCGGUGAGCGAAUGGGUGAUGAACGAGCUGUGCGUUCAGCUGGAGGAGCGGGGGGACCGGCCCCUCCGGCUCUGCCUGGAGGAGCGGGACUGGAUCCCUGGGUGUCCGGUGGUGGACAACCUGUGCCAGAGCAUCCAUCAGAGCAAGAGGACGGUGUUCGUCCUCACCAACCGCGACAUAAAGAGCGGGAACUUCAAGACGGCGUUCUACAUGGCGCACCAGCGGCUCAUGGAUGAGAAGGAUGACGUCAUCGUGCUGAUCUUUCUGGAGAAGGCAGCGAGUAACUCAAAGUACCUGAGACUCAGGAAGAGACUGUACAGGCGGUCGGUCCUGGAGUGGCCGACCAAUCCUCAGGCUCAGCCAUACUUUUGGUUUGGCCUCAGAAGCGUGCUGGCUACAGAGAGUAACAAGCAGUACAGUGACAUGUUCAGGGAGACGCUGGUCUCACACCAUUGGCUGUCCCUCCACCAUCGUCCAACCCCCUGUCCAAUCUGGGAGCUACGUAGCAAGCUCACAUCCUGGAGCCGUAACAUAUUUGGGGGCUCGUCCGGGAUCCUCAUUGUAGGAUUCCACGUCGGGCUGGCUGUGAGGUGUUCGAUGCAGGACGCCCGUCUGAAAGUAAGGUUGGCCCGCUUGCAAAUGGAGGCUGAGCGUGAAGAGAGGCAAGCUGAGCGUGAGCACCAACUGGAGAUUCGACGGAAUGAGGCAGAGAAGGAGGUGAAACUACGGAGGUUGGAAUUGGAGGCUGCAAUGCCCACCACCCGGCGUGAGCUGCGCCGCUUCUUGGGUCUCACACCAUUGGCUGUUCCUCCACCAUCGUCCAACCCCCUGUCCAAUCUGGGAGCUUGUAUUCACUUCGCCCACAAGAGAAUACAGCUAUUAUCCAGUGCUAUAGAAUUGACGACUUUUAACAAAUUAUAUUUCGGGUCCACCACAUUCACAAUGAAUACGCCCAUCUAUUGGCCUUACCUUGUGGGUAGACUUCUUCUGUUUUUACAUCAAGGGAGUCAUACUGCCAUGUUCCAACACAGUACAAAUUGGAUGUCCCGGCAGUUUCCAUGUGAUGUCAAUGGACUAGUGUUUGACUGUGGGGCAAAAAAUCUUCGAAAAGUACCUGAAGGGAUAACCAGCAAUGCCACUGUAGUCAAUUUAUCAAAAAACAAUCUUCAGCAAAUACCAGGGAGUGCAUUUUCUCAUCUGAAAAAUCUCACUGAACUUAAUCUUAACAACGCAAAUAAGCUUGGCCUGCAGAACGCCGACAUCAAUAAGUAUGCUUUCAAAAAUCUAACUAAGCUGCUAUUGUUGGAUUUAGGUAACAAUCGUCUGACUUAUAUCCCCGGAAAUCUUCCUCACAGUCUGACAACGAUUUGGCUAAACAAUAACCGCAUCCUGGUGCUAAACAAUAACAGCUUUUCUGGGAUAAGAAAUGUGAAAAAUCUAUUCCUGCAAAGAAACUGCUAUUUGGGCAAUAAUUGCUCCAAGCAAUUGAACAUUUCAGAUAACACUUUUGCAGUUUUGACGAAGCUCGAGUUUCUGGACCUUUCCCUCAACAAUUUAACACACGUUCCAAAGGGACUACCAACAACGCUAACCGAACUGACAAUAAAUGACAACCAAAUAUAUUACAUUUCUGAAGAGGACUUUAAAGAGCUCCAUCACUUAAACGUACUGAGCAUACAUGGAAACUGCCAAAGAUGUGAAAAUGCUGCAUAUCACUGUAUAGCUUGCCCCAAUAUUUCUCUUGGAAUCCACCCCAAGGCGUUUACUAACCUUAACCAACUAAAGACAUUGCACUUAGCAGGCAACUCCCUAACAGUACUUAAUGAUUUUUGGUUUGAAAAUCUCAAACAACUGACAAGACUCUUGCUAUCAUUCAAUCUUUUAGAAAAUGCCAUUCAGGGUGAACUGAAGUGUUUUAGUAGUCUUUCAAAAUUAGCACAUUUAGAUCUGUCGUUCAACUUUAGACUUAAAACAUACCCAAAGACCGUUCAGCUGUCAAAUGCUUUUUCAAAGCUUAGGUCGCUUCGAGUAUUGCACUUGGUAGGUUUAGUUUUUAGAGAAAUAGAAUUUGAUACUUUGAAACCUCUUUUUGCGCUCAAACACCUUACUCUGCUAAAUCUAGGGACUAACUUUAUUGUUCACUGUAAUUCCACCAUAUUCAAAGAACUCCCACAGUUGCAAAACAUAUUCCUAUCAGAGAACAGACUGUAUCCAGUUUCAGUAAGUACGCCUAACCCACCUGGCCAGGGAGGAAAUGUUAAAGUCAACCUGAUUUCUUCACCACAACUGAUGGCCUACUCGUUAAAUUUUGGUAGCACUUUGGCUAAUCCAGAGUGUAUCAAAGCAGGGCGUGUGCUGAGUUUUAGCUCAAAUAAUCUUUUCUUCAUUACCCCGGAGCAAUUUGAAGGCUAUGAUAAUAUCUCAUGCCUUAACCUUUCAAGAAAUGGGUUUUCAUCUGCAUUAAAUGGGACAGAAUUUAAGUCGUUGCCAAAUCUGACAUAUCUGGAUCUGUCAUUUAAUAAGAUUGACUUGGCCUAUAGCAAUGCAUUCCAGGAAUUACAGAAGCUAAAGGUAUUGGACAUCAGUUUCAACAACCACUACUUUAAAGCCUAUGGGGUCACACAUAAUUUAGAUUUUGUUAAAAAUUUACCUGUUCUUGAGAUAUUAAAUAUGAGCAAUAAUUGUAUUCACACUUUAACUACCAAAUGGUUACAGAGUGAUUCAUUAAAAGAGCUUCGAUUUGGACACAAUGAACUUGGGACUCUUUGGAAAGAUGACUCGUACAUAAAUCUGCUUACUAAUAUCACUAAUUUGAAUAUACUUGACAUUUCAUCCAACAACAUUGUUGAAAUUCCUGAUAAGGUUUACGUUUUGUUACCAUGGCAGCUCACAGCCCUGUUCAUAAAUGAUAAUAAACUCUCUGAUUUUAAUUGGACUAAACUAGAACAUUUCAACAACCUCCAGACCCUCGAUCUAAGUCACAAUGCUAUAACUUAUGUAAGAAGCGUUACCACCCGUUCUUUAAUAACUCUGAAUCUGGCUCAUAAUAAAAUUGCACAACUGUCAAAUGGAUUUAUAGAGGGCGCCAAAAGGCUUAAAACCCUCCUGCUGAACCACAACGAGUUGACAGUUAUCAACCAGACCAACUUCUUAACGAGACCUAAAAACCUUACAACGUUGUCUUUACAUAGAAACCCAUUUCAAUGCUCAUGUGAUGCCAUGGAUUUUGUUCUUUGGAUUGAAGGCAACAAUGUCACCAUCCCAAGCCUGAAAACGGAUGUCUAUUGCUUCGUAUCCUACGGCCAUCCUCAGGUGAUGAUUUAUUUUGAUUUUGACCAGUGUGUCAAUGACCCUCUGGCACUACUGAUCUCCAUUCUCACAACUACCUUCAUCGUUGUCACCACGUCGAUGGCAACGGUGGCGCACAUCUUCUACUGGGACACCUCCUACGUCCUGCAUUACCUGAAGGCCAAAUUGAAGGGCUAUCGUUCUUCGGCCUCACAAGACAACGUGUACGACGUCUUCGUGACCUAUGACACCAAAGACCCCUGGGUCUCAGAGUGGGUGCUGGAGACGCUGAGGGUGAAGCUGGAGGUCGAGGGGGAGAAGGCGUUGCCCUUGUGUCUGGAGGAGCGGGACUGGCCCCUCGGCGUCCCGGUGAUCGACAACCUCACCCACAGCAUUCGCUACAGCCGCAAGACCCUGUUUGUGCUGACCAAGGCGUACGCCAAGACGGGGGUGUUCCGCUUGGCCAUGUACCUGGCCCACCAGCGGCUGCUGGAUGAGAACCUGGACGUGAUCGUGGUGCUGAUGUUGGAGCCGGUGCUGCAGAACUCUCACUUCCUGCAUCUGAGGAGGAGGCUGUGCGGGGAGAGUGUUUUGGAGUGGCCCCGGACUGCGGCCGCUGAGCCCUGGUUUUGGCAGAACCUCAGGAAUGUAGUCAGGGUGGACAACCAGACGAUGUACACCAGCACUUACUCUCAGUACUUCACCUGCAGCCAGGAGAGAGAGAAAGGAGGCGUCUUCAUCCUGCUGUGUCUCUACCUGCCAAGCCUAAGGCCUCUCAGCCUUGACGCGUCGACGUCCAUGCGAUGGUACCCCAAAACCCUCCCGUGUAACGUCAGCUUGGCCAGCAACGGCAGUGCGGUCAUGGUGGACUGCACAGAGAAAAGUCUCACAUCCAUCCCGAGUGGCAUCCCAGGGAACGCCACCAACCUCACACUCACCAUCAACCACAUUCCUGAGCUGAACGCCACCUCCUUCCGCGGUCUGGAGAACCUCACGGAGAUCGACAUGUGAUGCAACUGUGUGCCUAUGAAGAUUGGCCCCAAGGAUCGUGUGUGCACCAAGGGCCUGACCAUUAUGGAAGACACAUUCAGCGACCUGAAAAAGCUGCAAGCGCUGUACCUGGAUGGCAACCAGCUGGACGGCAUACCUAGGGGCCUGCCUCCAAACCUCCGCCUUCUGAGUCUUGAAGUAAACAACAUAUUCUACAUUUCUAAAGAAAACCUCUCGGAGAUCACAAACGUUGAGAUCAUCUACCUAGGUCAGAACUGUUAUUUCCGAAACCCAUGCAAUGUGUCCUACAGCAUAGAGGCUGGGGCAUUUUUACAGCUUAGCAAUUUGACAUUGUUAUCUGUUAAGUCCAACAAUUUGUCUUAUAUCCCAUCCCUGUUGCCUUUAAGUUUGAGGGAGCUGUAUCUCUAUAACAACAAUAUUGAAAAAGUCACAGAAAAAGAUUUUAAAAACUUAACUAAUUUGGAAAUCGUGGAUAUUAGCGGAAACUGUCCCCGGUGCUACAACGCGCCUUUCCCUUGUGAUCCAUGUCCAAACAACUCCCUUAAGUUACACAAGAAUGCGUUCAAAACAUUGGCCAAACUCAAGAUCCUACGCAUGCACAGUAACUCCUUGACCACCGUGCUUCCUUAUUGGUUUGCCAACUUAAAAGAGUUGAAGGUACUCGACCUCUCGUCCAACUUUUUGGCCGGGGAGGUGGCGCACUUUAACCUUCCAAAAGCCCUCUGCAACCUAGAGGAGCUGGAUCUAUCAUUCAACUACGAACUGCAGAAAUACCCAGCCACUUUGAAUCUGAACCAAUCGUUCUCCGUCCUCCAAUCACUGAAAGUGCUUAGGCUUCGGGGCUUUGUGUUCCAAUCGCUGACCUUACAGGGCAUCAAACCGCUGAUGUCUUUACCCCACCUGGAGGUUCUAGAUCUGGGCACAAACUUUAUUCAAAUGGCCAAUCUCAGUGUUCUGAUGGAGCUGAAAAGCUUUAAAAUAAUCAAUCUGUCGGAUAACAAAAUAUCCUCCCCGUCCGAAGGCCCAGAGCCAUAUAACUCGGUCUCUGCUCACCAGGCUCGGCGUUGGUCACCUAUGACCGGUGCUCAACAAUUUGGGGAUGAGGGCGUGAGAGAGAUACAUUACUUCAGGUAUGAUGAGUAUGCACGUAGUUGCAAAUACAAAGAUAAGGAGCUGGGGGUUUUUAACUCCUUUGUCAAUGCACAGUGCAGUAAUUUCGGCAAGACCUUGGACGUAAGCAGGAACAAUAUAUUUUUCCUCCACUCAAAAUUUUUAAAUCUUGGCGAUCUGAAAUGCCUUAAUCUAUCUGGAAACGCAAUGAGCCAAAGUUUAAAUGGCAGUGAAUUCACUUAUCUCAAAAAUUUAGAAUAUCUUGACUUCUCAGCAAACCGUCUGGACCUUCUUCAUCCCACUGCGUUUCAAGAGCUCCAAAAUCUGGUCAUUCUAGACAUAAGCCUCAACAAUCAUUACUUUGAAUCAGAGGGGUUGACCCACAUGCUUAACUUCACUAAACAUCUACCCAACCUUAAGAUACUUCUCAUGAAUCAUAACAAGAUCUCAACAUCUACUAACACAGAGAUGAGCAGUUUCUCCCUGGAGAGACUGGAGUUCAUAGACAACCGUUUAGAUAUGCUUUGGAGAGACGGCGAUACAAGGUACAUCGGAUAUUUCAAACACCUUGUGAAUCUACGCAUUCUCGACAUUUCUGAGAACAACCUUAACUUCAUACCCCGUGAGGUGCUCCAUAACCUGCCAGAAGGACUAUCCGAACUAUACAUUAAAAAAAAUAAACUCACGAAAUUUUUCUGGGGAGAUAUAGACAAGUUACCUUUGUUGAAGAUUUUAGAUCUAAGUGGGAACCGUCUCACAAGAGUUCCUAUGGUGCUUUCAAACUGCACCAUAUCUCUCCAAAAACUGAUUUUAACAGGAAACCAAAUAGAAAAUCUCUCCCCAGAUUUCCUGAAGGAUGCGUUCAGCUUAAAGUAUCUGGAUCUCAGCUUCAACAAACUAAAAUACAUGGAACACUCCAGUCUCCCUGAUAACAUUGUAAAUAAUAUGGACAUGCUCCUCCUACACAACAACAUAUUCACCUGCACCUGCAACACCACUUGGUUCAUUAAGUGGCUCAACAGCACCACAGCCACCAUCCCCCUUCUGGCCACAGACGUGACCUGCGACACCCCGGUGGCCCAGCGAGGUCGCUUGGUCCUCACGGACAUGCUGGCCUGCCAGUACCACUACCUGUCCCUUGUGCUCUACAUCCUGCUGACGUCCACGCUGCUCGUCUUCGUCACCCUAUCCGUCUCCAGUCACCUCUUCCUCUGGGACGUCUGGUACAUCUACCACUUCUGCGUGGCCAAACUCAAGGGCUACAGCAGCCAGCACUCGUCGCAGAGCUGCCCGUACGACGCCUUCGUGGUGUACGAGAAGAAGGACCAGGCGGUGAGCGAAUGGGUGAUGAACGAGCUGUGCGUUCAGCUGGAGGAGCGGGGGGACCGGCCCCUCCGGCUCUGCCUGGAGGAGCGGGACUGGAUCCCUGGGUGUCCGGUGGUGGACAACCUGUGCCAGAGCAUCCAUCAGAGCAAGAGGACGGUGUUCGUCCUCACCAACCGCGACGUGAAGAGCGGGAACUUCAAGACGGCGUUCUACAUGGCGCACCAGCGGCUCAUGGAUGAGAAGGAUGACGUCAUCGUGCUGAUCUUUCUGGAGAAGGCAGCGAGUAACUCAAAGUACCUGAGACUCAGGAAGAGACUGUAUAGGCGGUCGGUCCUGGAGUGGCCGACCAAUCCUCAGGCUCAGCCAUACUUUUGGUUUGGCCUCAGAAGCGUGCUGGCUACAGAGAGUAACAAGCAGACCUACAGUGACAUGUUCAGGGAGACGCUGUAAUGAAAUUACGGAUAAAAUGUAUAAAAAAUAAAAAUUGAGUACAUCAAAUCGGCAUUUUCAACCAUGAUUCAUUGGAACUAAAACAUGAACAAUAUAUGUACCAAAAAAGGGAAGUAAAAAAAAGCUUCCAUCCGCUACUUGUUUAUAGUUCUAUUUCAAUGAAGCUGCUGCAGUCUGAUUUAGUGUGUUCACUUCCCCCACAAGAGAAUACAGCUAUUAUCCAGUGCUAUUGAAUUGACAUUUAACGACUUUUUACAAAUUAUAUCUUGCUGGUUCACCACAUUCAUUAUGACGAGUUGUUGAAACAUUCAUUAAAAAAGUGACUCAUAUAUACUCUCUAAAUCUAUAUCUUUGUGAAAAUUGUUCUAUAUUUUCAUAUUUGUAAAAAUAUCUUCCAUGUCUCAUUCUAGUUAUAAUUAUUUUUUUCUAAAUACAAUAAUAUCUAACCAUGAAUUAAAGUUAUAUUAGAGAG
Gadus morhua (Atlantic cod) is the source of this 9648-nucleotide messenger RNA. RefSeq lists its product as uncharacterized. Gene Ontology annotation, biological process: positive regulation of interleukin-6 production; canonical NF-kappaB signal transduction; defense response to virus. NCBI's taxonomy places the organism in Eukaryota, Metazoa, Chordata, Actinopteri, Gadiformes, Gadidae. Gene Ontology annotation, molecular function: protein binding; pattern recognition receptor activity. The record is from RefSeq and is a predicted model, not a curated record. Gene Ontology annotation, cellular component: plasma membrane.